Messenger RNA from Magnolia sinica, 2356 nucleotides. RefSeq lists its product as uncharacterized. Gene Ontology annotation, cellular component: signal recognition particle receptor complex. NCBI's taxonomy places the organism in Eukaryota, Viridiplantae, Streptophyta, Magnoliopsida, Magnoliales, Magnoliaceae. Gene Ontology annotation, biological process: SRP-dependent cotranslational protein targeting to membrane. Gene Ontology annotation, molecular function: signal recognition particle binding; GTP binding; GTPase activity. The coding region runs from base 1694 to 2356 and encodes 220 amino acids. The transcript is spliced from 3 exons. The record is from RefSeq and is a predicted model, not a curated record.
UUCAGAGAUGUUGGAGCAAUUGCUGAUUAUGUGGGGUGGCUUGAUCCUGUGGGCAUGCAAGGCACUCGGAAACGCCCUUAAAGGGUCCCUUAUUGACGCCUUGAUCCGGUCCUGCCUCUUGGAGGAGCGAUCCGGUGACAUGUUGUACAAUUAUGACACCCUGGGUGCCGUGUACAUCUCAAAUGGACCUUCGACAAUGAUCUCAGCCUCAUUUUCGUUGAUGUCUAUUUAGAGGAUACUCCAUCUCCUCUAUGUCGACGAUCUUCUCUCCAUGGUGUAGCAUUAGUUCUUGCAGAUCUAUGAUCCAAAGUGCACGGCUUAUGAUGAUUUUGAUGACGUCUUUUGGCAGCUGCAGAAGGAAGCAGAGGCUAGGGUGGAGAGAUGAGGAAGUUGGAAGCAGGUGACGAGGCCUGUGAAGUAGAUCACGCUCAAGAAGGCCGGAUCACAGCACGGCAUGAAGCAAAAGAGCACUGGCAGGUCCAGCAAGGACAAUGCAGAUGAUGAUUUGAUAAAAGGCUGUGGAUUAUAGAGCGGUGGUUAUUCUAACAGACAUGAGGCUGGGAUCAAACAAUCUUGUGCAGCUGAUGGUGUUAAGAGUAAAGAGAAUGACAGCUUAGAUGUCAGGGCUUCUAAUGUAAUUAAGCUUCAAAAGUUGCGAUCGAAAGGGGGAUGGCACACUAAACCUUCCUCUCUCUAUAGGGCCUCAGCCAUUUGGAAGGCAAUCUCUGCCACCCCCACUUCAGAGAGGGCAUUUCCUUCAGUCUUGGAGAUGGAUUUAGGAUAAGGUUCUGGUUGGACAGUUGGAUCUCCAACAGCCCCAUUUCAAAACUUUUCCCUGCUCUGGCCAGAGUGUCCUCCAAUAUCUCCAUUUCAGUGGCUCAGUCCUCUGUUGAUUGCUCAGGUGCCCGGUGUCCUCCUUGUAGACUUGCUCUUUUGGAUUCUGAUGUUCUGGAGCUGCUGGAGUUGCUGUUCUUGUUGCAUGGCAUUAAGCUUGUUCCCAAGGAGGAAGAUCAAUGCCACUGGUCUCUCUCUACCUUGAGCCUCUUCACUUGUAAAUCCUUCUGGAAUCUUAUCAAAUUGCGAAACCCGACAUCUCUUCUCCAGUAUCCUUCCUUCUGGUACGUCCCUCCUAAGUUGUUAGUUUUUACAUGAAUUCUAACAAGAGGAAGGACGCUCAUGAUCGACAAUCUCCGCCGACAGGGAAUGAUCCUGCCCAAUAUCUUCCACCUCUGCCACAGAGACGCUGAAUCCAUUCCGCACCUCUUUCUUCAUUGUUCAUAUGUACCUGCCAUAUGGACCUCCAUUGUUUCUAAGUUUUGGCUCCUUUGGGUCAUGCCGACAAACAUCUCCACCUUACUCUCUGCUUGGCAUGAUGCGCAUAUUCAGACUUCUCUCAGACCCGUGUGGCAGAUGACACUUUUGGCUACCCUCUGGUAAAUCUGGAAAGAAAGGAAUGGCCGUUGCUUCAGAAACAUGUCUUCCCCUGCUCCUUUAGAGGUUAUUCAAAUUAUUAGAGUGGUGAACGAAUGGGCCUCUUCCCUUGCUCAGAUGGAUGGCUCAGAUCUCGCUUUCCUGUUCGGUUAGUCUCCCUUCUGGCUGCUUUCGGUUUUCAGUUUUUCUUUGGGUUGGGUAACUCUUGUUUAGGUUUUUUUGGCUCUUCUGGGUUAUCCUUGUGGGUUUCGAUCUUCUUUUGAUGAAUUUUGUUUUGUUCUCCAUGCUUGGGCCCCUCUUGAGUGCAGUGUGUUGUAUAGUUUCAGUUUAUUCUGUUCUCUUCUGGGUUGCAGUUGCUCCCUUUUUUAAUAAAAUUAUCAUCCUUCAAAUAAUAAAAAAGUUGCAGUCGAAAGUGGGUAAGAAAACAGAUACAGUAGUUAGCAAGGCUUCCUCCAAGCUGGAGCCAAAGAAAAAGGUAACAAAGAAAAACAGAGUUUGGGAUGAUUCACCUCCAGAGUCGAAACUGGAUUUUACAGAUCCUGUAGAUGAGAGAGGGGAUGAGAAUGUGAUAGUUGUGGCAACCGAUCAAGAAGAAAGCGUGACGGAUUGGGAAGAGGUCAUCAGCAGCGAAAGUGACAGCAACGAAGUGGAGGGAGUGGAGAAGAAAACGAAGCCUAAUGCAAAAGAAGAAAGGAUGGUUCUCAUCUAUGUUCCAGGGGGAAUGCAAUUUUCAGACCUGCAACUGACUUUGAAAGCUUUGAAGGAUAGGCUUAUGGCAAAAAAUAAAAUAAAAUUUGUGGUUGGGACCGCACUUUCCACGGUUUACAUUUCUGGAGCACCUUUAGUGUUCAUUGGCUGUGGGCAGUCUUACAUGGAUCUCAAGAAGCAUAAUGUCAUAUCCAUUGUUAAGACCCUCAUGAAAUGA